This is a messenger RNA of Hydra vulgaris (swiftwater hydra), 3253 nucleotides long. Its product is annotated as latent-transforming growth factor beta-binding protein 1. NCBI's taxonomy places the organism in Eukaryota, Metazoa, Cnidaria, Hydrozoa, Anthoathecata, Hydridae. Gene Ontology annotation, molecular function: calcium ion binding. The record is from RefSeq and is a predicted model, not a curated record.
UUUGAUAUUGUGCAACGGAUCUACACAUUUUUAAGUGCCUUCAAUCAUCGAUGGACAAUUCUGACAAAAGCGCUAGCCAAAGACAAGACACCAGCGCCUAAAAAACUAUCAGAAACACGUUGGUCAGUACAUGCUGGUGCAACAAGUGCUGUGCGGAAGGGUUACAAGAAUAUUCAAUCUGCUUAAGAAAUCAUUGCAAUUGAUGAUAGUACAAAAGGUGAAACUCGACAAGAUGCGCUUAGACUAGCAAAACGUUGAUGAAUUGGAAACUGUUACUUUGACAGUCUUUUGGGACAAGAUACUGCAAAGAUUCAAUAAAACAAUUCUAGUUUUACAAGGUGCCACUUUAGAUUUGAAUAAAGCUGGUUUGUUGCCUUCGUUGUCUAAAUAUGUUUAAUCGUUGUCUAUAUAUGUUUUAUCGUUGAGACGUUCAACAAAAUUGAAUAAAUUAGAGAAAUAUGGAAAAGAGUUGUCCAAAUGUGAAGUAUAUAAAAAGAUUCAAAAAAAGAAAGUAAAAGUUUAAUGAAGGGAUGAAGUUGUUGGAUGAAAGAAUUAUUUUUGUUGUUGUUGCUAUUUCGAGACAAACUGGUGACUAAGGAGUUGAACAAGGUCCCAAAGUUUAGUAAUUUUAGAAGUAAAAGACCUCUGAGCUAUGGUUUCCAAGUAUUAAUACAAGAAGUAUAUUUGAAUAUAAGUACUCCUGAUAUAAAUUUUCUCUCCUUGUACAAUCAAUCAAAGUAUCCGCAAAAACCAGAUAGAUAUGGUUUCAUAACAUCUUUAAAUUUGUAUCAAAAUAUUUCUCAAUCUUUUUGUGAGAGGAUACGUGGAUGGAUUCAGGUUGGAUAUUCUGCUAAUUACUCAUUUUACAUCUCAUGCAGUAGUGACUGUUCCUUAUACCUCAGUACUGACAAUGAUCCAACAAAUAAAGUAAACAUAGCUUUUCAAACAAACAGCUCUUCUUAUAUGAAUUCGACGUAUUCACAACAAAAAUCUAAAGAAAUUUAUUUAAAAACAAAAUCCAAAUAUUAUCUUGAAUUGUUAAAGUGUAGUUCAUUAACCGCUGACUACAUAUUUGUUGCUAUGCAACAGUUGGGAAUGUAUAUUACUUCUUCAACAAUGUCUAGUGAUAUGUUUAGCCCAAUGCGUGUUGGUAACUGUUCUUUCAAUUGUAGCUCAUUGAAUAAUGAAAAGUGCAUUUCAGAGAAUGGAACUUAUUCUAUUUGUACUUGCAAUAAUGGCUUUGGAUACAAUUUUGUAAACAACAGUGUGGCAUGUAUAGAUACCAAUGUUUUAGAGUUAAACUGUACAGAUUAUUUGUGUAAUAGCUCACAAUGCAAGUUGCAGCGGCUUUGUUCAACAGGAUACUUCUAUAACUCAAGUACUACAAAAUGUCAAGAUAUUAAUGAGUGUUUAAUAAACUGCAAAUUCACCAAAGCAAGUUGUUUAAAUCUGAAUGGUUCAUUUAGUUGUUUAUGUCCUCCUGGAUCAAUUUUUAAUUCAACAAUUCGAGAUUGUCAAGACAUCAAUGAAUGCACCAGUUUAAAUCCACCAUGUAAUUGGACAAACAGUGUUUGUGUAAACUUGAUUGGAAGCUAUAGUUGUUCUUGUCAGUCUGGGUUGACUUUGGGUAAAAAUGAUGCUAGCUGUGUUGACAUUAAUGAAUGCAGCAGCUUAAAUCCACCAUGCAAUUGGACAAAUGGUGUUUGCAUAAACCUAAAUGGAACAUAUAAUUGUACAUGUCUACCUGGUUGGAUUUUAAGUAAAAGUAAUGAUAAAUGCGUUGACAUUAAUGAAUGCACCAGUUCAAAUCCACCAUGCAAUUGGCCAAAUGGUGUUUGCAUAAACCUAAAUGGAACCUAUAAUUGUACAUGUCAGUCUGGGUGGAAUUUAGAUAUAAAUAAUGCCAGCUGCAUUGACAUUAAUGAAUGCACUAGUUUAAAACCACCAUGCAAUUGGAAAAAUGGUGUUUGUAUUAACCUUAAUGGAACUUACAAUUGUACAUGCCAAUCUGGUUGGAUUUUAGAUAUAAAUAAUGCAAGCUGUGUUGACAUUAAUGAAUGCGCCAGCUUAAAUCCACCAUGCAAAUGGACUAACAGCGUUUGCAUAAACUUAAAUGGAAACUACAGUUGUUCAUGUCUGCCUGGUUGGACCUUGAGUAAAAAUAAUGAUAGAUGUGAAGACAUUAAUGAAUGCACCAGUUCAAAUCCGCCAUGCAAUUGGACAAAUGGUGUUUGCAUAAACUUAAAUGGAACCUACAAUUGUAUAUGUCAAUCUGGGUGGAUUUUAGAUAUAAAUAAUGCUAGCUGUGUUGACAUUAAUGAAUGUACCAGCUUUAAUCCACCAUGCAAAUGGACUAAUGGAGUUUGCAUAAAUCUAAAUGGAACCUACAAUUGUACAUGCUCGUCUGGUUGGACAUUAAAUAAAAGUAGUGAUAAAUGUGAAGAUCUAAACAGUGGGUCAUCAACUGUCAUAGGAAAGAUUUAGAAAAAAAAGAUUUUGUAUUUUUAAACAAAAACUUUUAUUUGUGCAGUAAUCAUUUUUGAAAUACAAUGUAUUAUUUUACAAAUAAUGGUGCAAAACGUUUGUUACAAUCAGCAAUUCCUACUAUUUUUAACAUCCCAAAUCCUCACUUCUUUGUUGCAAAAGGAAACCACCAGUUGAAUGUCAUUCAGUUCCAGCAAAAAAGCAAGUUGUUUGUUUACCUGUUAAUUCAGAUUUACCUGUUAAUUCAGAUUACAAAAUAUCUACUAAUAAAAUAAGUUUAUUUUAUUAGUAGAUAUUUUGUUCUCUAAAUUUCUUCUAACAUUGCGAGUCAAAAAUUCUAGACUACUUAAACAAGUUCAACAUUUAAAAUCCAAACAAAAAACCCAAAAAAACUGUGAUGGGUCUAUAAAAUAUAUUUUAAAUUUAUCCAGAAAAUACCCAUCACCUAUACAAGUUAGCCUUUUUAAAAGUCAAUUAGAAAUGAGUAAACCUGUUAAUAAAGAAAAACGAUAGGCAGUUUGUGACAAAGUUUUGGCUUUGCAAAUUCUGUUUCAUAGUCCUCAAACUUUUGUCUUGCGAACGAUAUUCUGUUUACCAAGUCAACCCUGUUAAUUAUUAUUUUUGUCCAUGUAUUUUCAGGUUUUUAAGAAGAAUUUCUACUCGAUUGUUUUCUUCAUUAAAGUUACGUGCUGAUGCAAUGAAUUCGCUUGAUCGUAAUGUCAGUCUUGUUAUGGAUGAAAUGUCAUUAAAGCAGCAUUUAGAGUAUGAU